This is a messenger RNA of Perognathus longimembris pacificus (Pacific pocket mouse), 5868 nucleotides long. RefSeq names its product docking protein 6 (gene Dok6). The record is from RefSeq and is a predicted model, not a curated record. Bases 118 to 1113 code for a protein of 331 amino acids. Lineage: Eukaryota; Metazoa; Chordata; Mammalia; Rodentia; Heteromyidae. The transcript has 8 exons. Gene Ontology annotation, biological process: cell surface receptor protein tyrosine kinase signaling pathway; positive regulation of MAPK cascade. Gene Ontology annotation, cellular component: cytoplasm.
GCGCGGACCCGGCGGACCCGGCGGACCCGGCGGCGGCGGCGGCGGAGCGCGGCUGGGGCUUGGGCUUCCGACCCCGGGCGGCGGCUCUCGGAGCGCCCGGCCCCGGGGGCGCCCGCCAUGGCCUCCAACUUUAACGACAUCGUCAAGCAGGGCUACGUGAAGAUCCGCAGCAGGAAGCUGGGGAUUUUCAGACGAUGCUGGUUGGUUUUCAAGAAAGCAUCUAGCAAAGGACCCAGAAGGUUAGAAAAAUUUCCAGAUGAAAAAGCGGCUUAUUUCCGUAACUUUCAUAAGGUAACUGAGCUUCACAACAUCAAAAAUAUAACCAGACUGCCUCGAGAAACGAAGAAGCAUGCCGUGGCAAUUAUCUUUCAUGAUGAAACGUCAAAGACAUUUGCUUGUGAGUCAGAGCUGGAGGCCGAGGAAUGGUGCAAGCACCUGUGCAUGGAGUGUCUGGGCACGCGGCUCAACGACAUCAGCCUGGGGGAGCCCGACCUGCUGGCGGCCGGGGUGCAGCGGGAGCAGAACGAACGAUUCAAUGUUUAUCUUAUGCCUACACCAAAUCUGGAUAUUUAUGGUGAAUGCACCAUGCAGAUCACUCAUGAGAAUAUCUAUCUCUGGGAUAUCCACAAUGCCAAGGUCAAACUGGUGAUGUGGCCCCUCAGCUCCCUGAGGAGAUACGGUCGGGACUCCACGUGGUUCACCUUCGAGUCGGGCAGAAUGUGUGACACGGGAGAAGGACUAUUCACUUUUCAAACAAGGGAAGGAGAAAUGAUCUAUCAGAAGGUGCAUUCUGCGACACUGGCCAUAGCUGAGCAACAUGAGAGAUUAAUGCUAGAAAUGGAGCAGAAGGCCCGGCUUCAGACAAGCUUGACUGAGCCAAUGACUUUAUCCAAAUCCAUCUCCCUUCCUCGUAGUGCCUAUUGGCACCACAUCACCCGUCAGAACAGUGUUGGAGAGAUCUACGGUUUGCAAGGUCAUGGGUUCGGUCCAUCCAAGAUGUCUCGUGCACAGACAUUUCCCAGCUACGCCCCUGAGCAGAGUGAAAAUGCUCAGCCACCUUUGUCAAGGUCCAGCAGCUAUGGGUUCAGCUACAGCUCCAGCCUCAUUCAAUGACACAGAGAGGCCACUGCUGACCAGAGAGACAGUCUGUCCUGGACCCACCUGCGGGUCGCUGCGCCCUCUGCCUCCCGGAAGACCAAUUGCAGUGACAUUGACUGGGGUCGGGUCGAGCCUGGAUCCCAAGGGAAGGUUCAACAUUGGAGUUCUGCUUCCUUACUUCAGUGGCUAAGUCCUUUAUUUAUUGAGUUUCUAUGGGGGAAAUCUAUGUUUUACAAAAGUAGAAUCCAAGUCGUACGAACAGUCACGUAAAUACACUACGUUCUUAGGGGCUGACAGGGGCCGAGGUCUUGGCACGAGGGCCAGUUACCCGCCUGGUGACGGCAGGCACGGACGCCCACCCCGGCCUCCUGCCCCGGCGCAGGGUCGGCCCUGACACACUCAGCUGACCCGCCACUAGCUCUGCAGCUUCUUUUGGUUUUGACAGAGACAAACCUAGUAAACUCUACAAGUGAUCGUUCAACUCUUCCUAGAAAUAAGCCCAGUGAAAAUGAUAAGGGAACCUGAAAUCAGAACACUCAAUUAAACAGGACCCUAUCGCUCUAACGGUGUGUGUUUGCGUGUGUGUGUGUGUGUGUGAGUGUGUCGAGGCAAAUGCAGACUCGGAUAUGUUACGAUAUCCAUCUCUAUAGAACAAGUAGAUAUCCACGUGCUAAAGGUGACAGGAUAUGCUCACUUCAACUGUUGAGAACUGUAUGUGUUGCAUUAAAAUCAUGAUUGUUAUUGUUGAAUAGCUCUUCUUAAAAUAGUGCUAUUGUUUUUUUUCUUUAAAAAAAAAAAGGCUUCUUAUUAUUGAAAGUAUUUCUGUUGUCCAGUCUGCUCCUGUGACCAGAGUUAAGUGAACACAUGAGAAGGAGAAUGUUCUGGAAACACAAAAGGCAGCCUGGGUGUCACACACACACCUGUCUGGUUUGUGCUGCUUUGUCCUUGAGUCUGUCUCUCCCCUUGCCACCCACCUGAGCUGCGUGAGGAAGAUUCCCUGUGAUCAUCGAUCACCUUCCACUUAACCCCGGGUGGGGAAACACAAAAACAGACUUCCACAACCCCAGCCAUUAUUUUGCCAUCAGGCUUAGAACAGACAGACACAGGACGGUCAAUGGGAAGAUUUAGAAUUUCCCAGAGACCUUUCCCAGGAGCCCUCUGGGGAGGGAGGACUGGCUAGCCUUGAGAUUUCUUUUUCCUUGUAUUGGACUUGUUUUGUCUAAAAUUAUAUAAGGAAAGGGAUCCAAUAUAAAUUUCUCAGCCCUGACACGAAGGACAACUUUGCAAGGUUUAAGAAGAAGUGACAAUUUCCAUGUGAACAGAGGAACUAAUUCUAGUCAACAUACAUGUUUGCCUUUAGCUUAGGCAGUAAAAAAUAAAAUAAAAGUUAUUCUGUGGGGAUCACGUGAUACCAUGCGUCUUACAAUUAUCUUACAUCUACUCUAGGGUGAGUUUGAAGACCAGAGAGGCCUAGACAGGCAAGAGGAAAGAAAAGUUGACCUUAUUCAUUAAAAUGGUAAAAUUAUUUUCACUAGCACAGUUAGUCUCCACCAAGGUCCCCCUUUUCCCUGAUCCCUGAUAGCAUUUUUUCACCCCUUAGCUUGAGAGCAGAUAGGCAAUUCGUGUCAGCCAAUGACUACUGCAUCGCAAUGGUUCUGCCUUUGUCCUGCUGAAUGUGCGCUCAGAGCCGGGAAGGGAACGCUCCCCACCCGCACAGGUAUGAAAACCCCACCCGCGGCUCCUCCUAAGCCUUCGGGGAUUCACAAAGACAGCCUCAAAGAUGGAAAAUCACUCCCAACUGUCUCAACUGUGAGUUCUGCUGACACAGCAGCCUUCUUUCCCUGGAACCCAGCUUUCAGGGUUCACACCCCUCAAGUUCCUUUUCCUAAACGAGGCAUUUGCUGUAGGGAUGCCAUUCGUCAAAGGCUCCAGAGCAACUCCCAAGCUGAGAGCACCGCAGCGCAGCUCCUGGCUAGCAGGCCCCGGCGAGCCCCGGGCCGGCCCACUCAGUCGAGCUGAUGCUUAGCCACAAGUUUCUACCAGGGACUUAUGGGAAAGACCCUCAGGGUGGGGGGGGGUCCACGUUCGCAUCUCAGCUUUAUUAACGUGCCAGAAGCACAGACAGCAAGUCCACGGGGUUUCUGCGAAUGACACGCGUCGGCCCUUGUGGCUCUCUGGUAGCAGACAGGUGUCCGCAUGAAGUAGUUUCCAGAAGGCCUUUUGGUGUUACCAAGAAGGAUAGUGGGUAAGCGAUCAGUCAAUAAGAACCCUGGGCCAGUUUAUUCUGAACAUAAUGUCACUCAAACAUUCAAACAGUGUGAUCAAGGAAUUAACUUCCUGGGUCUUGAACCCAGUCCCAUUCCAGUGAGAGAAGACUGGAAAAGACAUCAUGGUCCAUUUAGGGAGCUUGGUUCCAGCCUCUCCAAGUGUACUUAACCACACAGCUAAAUCACAAAGUGUUAACGUGAAGAGAUAGGAGACUUUGUAGCCACUGAAGGUACCUGACACAAGGCAGUGUUCAUUGCAAUCAAAAUAACAAGCAGAGAAAUCUACAAAAACCAAAGAUGGGAAGUUACUCAAGCCUGCCUCCCGGAACUUCGGUAAAAACCAAUUCCACUGGAGUUAGCAGAAAGGCUUGUGGAGGUCUGCUCCACUCAGCUGAGUUCGUAGGUCUGUAAUGGAAGAUGGCUUGACACUUUGCAAGUCCUUCCUCCCUUCAGAGAUUAUAUGAUAUCUUGAAUAUACCUGACACGCAACGUUUCAUAGUAAGGGAAGGAUUGCUACGAACCAAAGACAUCUUUUGACUCCUUCUGAGUGUGACUCCAUGGAGUUGCACAAGAUCCACACAGAUGACUGGCAAGGGUCACUAUUUCCUACAUCAAGUUGGAAAAGAACAAUGAGGAAAAUCCCAGCAGGCAUAACUAUUUGGCUGACAGCAGAGAUCACCCCAAGGUAUAUGCCUUUCAAGAAACAUGAUAUGGGGGGAUUGGUUUCUUAUGUCCCCAGGCUUUGCUUCUGAUCGUAGUAAUGUACACGUGACCAACUUAGGAUUUUCUACUUCAUGUGAAUAAAAGUACAAAUGGCCAUGACCUAAUAGCUCAGUAGUUGGAGGAUGGGGGCAGAUAAAACACUUCAGUAAUUUAUUGAACCAACAGUGAGCACACAAGGCUAAUUUAUUUAGGCAGACUGAAAAUAUUUACGGUUCAAAUGGUUCUGGCCACUACCACAAUUUGAUUUAAUGAAAUGGAAAUUAUAUAUUUACUUAUAUCUUAGGGAAAAUGCUAUUUGAUAGAGCAUGUAAAAUAAAGUGCAAAAUACUUACUAACACUAAAUCUCACUUCUCUCACCAAGUAGUAACUAGUACUAGUAUCUUGUAGGAUUAUUCCCUGACUUUGUUAGACAGUUACGUUUGAAAAGCAUUCAUCACUGUAAAGCAGUCAGCCAUUUAUACGUACUAUCCAACAUAGGGGCAGUGGACUGAUAGCUUUAUACUGUUAGUACUUUCUACAAACCCAAUUUAUUGCAUGUGGUAUCUUUAUAAUAGAUAUUAAAAAUACAUCCUAAAGAUGGAUGUCUACCCCUCAUUCUUGGGCCAAUAUCUACAAAAUCUUGAAACUUGCUUCUUUAAUUAUUGGAACCAUUUACCAAAACCAUUAGUGUGCUACCAUGAAAAAAGCUAAGAAAAUUGUAUUAUUACUUUAAAAAUCAAUUUGACUAGUCUAACACAACACAAUAAAUUGCCACAAUACCCUCACUGAAUUUGAGGCCCCAAACACUUCAUGUUUUACAAAAAGAAAAACUUUCCAAGUGAGAAUUAUACAAUUUUCUGAUUUUAUUAAAUGUUACAAUAUCUUGCAAUUCCCAGUUAUUUUAUCAAAUCAUUAAUUAAACAAUUUCUGUACCACCACUCUCUCAGAAUAGAUUUUUUUAAUUGCACCCUUGGUAUGCAUUAAUAAUUAAAAGAGUUGGUGAUAUGCUAUAGCAAUUAAUUUCUGCCUUAUAAAACCAUAUAUUUGCAGACUGUGGAAUUUACAGUGUGCAAUUACGCAUGGAAAUAGUAGAGACAGAGGAUGGUGACUAAAUGAUAAUAAAUCCACUGGAAUGUGCAGGGUAACCGGCAGGCUCUAUGUACCGGCUGUAUUACCCCAGGUCAGUGUCCUGGACUUGGCCUUAGCUCUAAUGCUAUCUUGCACUGCAUGUCAGUUGAAGAAGACAUUAUCCAGGUGCUCUCAGGACUACAGAAAGGCAGAACACUACCAACAGAUGCCUCUUGCAGUUUGGUGAAACUAUUUUACUCCAAGAGAAUGUAUAAGAUGAGAAUCACUUUUCUAUGGCCAUUUCAAUUAGUCUAAUCAUUAUGCUGUAUUACCAGUGAGCUUUGGUAGGGGCUAAAAUUAUGAGAGGAUUUCAACAUUCUUACAUAAGUAAGCAUACCCAGGCCUUCCUACUCAAGAAUGUGAAUCUGUGUCACUGCUACAAUUAUUUCAACACAGGAGACAUAAAUACCUUACAGACCCAUGUAGACAUCUCAUAAAUGACUGGCAUUUUUUUUUCUGGACAGUUGUAGUGCUAGCUGUCUCUGAAAGCAAUCUUAAAGACCAUGUGGAUUACAUAAAGGUCUUAACUGUUUAUAUUUGUCCUGGGAGAAAACUGAAAUCCAUGGAGACUGUAAUCUGAUUGAAGGCAAAGAAAUUGCCAGAAAUGGUUCCUCUACUUCAGUCCUGGACUUGAACUUGACUCACAAGCUCUUUCCUUAGAGAUGACUGGAGU